AUGUCGGGCGCGUUUGACAAACUCCUAGCCAAGGGCAAGGCAAAGCUCUCCGAGUUUACGGGUCCAUCGUCUGGCGGCCAUCACCAGCAAGGCUAUCCGGGCCAGGGCUAUCCAGGCCAACAACAUCAGCAAGGUUAUCCACCGCCUCAAGGCUACCCUCAAGCUCAACAGGGCUAUCCGCCGCCAAACCCGGGCCAGUACUCUGGCGCUCAGUACCCUCCACAGUAUCCGCCGCAAAACCAACAAUGGGGUGCGCCUCCGCAGCAACAGCAAUGGAAUGCCCCUCAACAACAGCAGUGGGGUUCGCCGCCUCCGCAGCAACAACCCUUUGCACCACCACCUAUCCCACAGGGAAGUAAGCCGCACACACCACAACCUAGCAGUCCUCCACCUAUACCUCAGAACCGCCCUCCAUCUGCGCAACCGCCACCGCCACAGAAUAUUCCUCCACCAUACACCGAGAAAGUAUACUGGAGGCCAUCCUUCGACAAGUCCACCCCCGUGUCACAAAACUUCCGCCACGAGAUCGGAGACCACGGCUGGGGUAACAAUGAGAAGCAAAUGUAUACCGACAGUCCCGAAAACUCUUUCCACCACGACAACCGCUUAAUCGUGCGCGCCCUGGUCGGCCCCGACAAAUGGACCUCUGCCCGCCUAACCUCUCACCAAACCCUCUCCCGACCGCGCGGCUACCUCUCCGCAACCUGUCUUCCCCCCUCCGCCCCCGGCAUCUGGCCCGCCUACUGGAUGCUCCCUGCCGACCCCUUCAAAUGGCCCACGGACGGCGAAAUCGACAUCGCCGAGAGCUGGAACGCCGAAACAGAAAACCACUCCUGUCUCCACUGGGGCUCCUACACGGGCGAAGACGCCCAGAAACACCGUGUCGUCAAGACCUCGCUACCUGAUCUCGCCCGCCAACCGCAUACCUACGGCUUCGCGUGGAUCGAAGAGGAAGGCAUUCCUGGUUGGAGAGGCCGUAUGAUUUGGUAUAUUGAUGGCAGACCGGUCAUGAAGGGGAGUAUACCCGAGGGAACGCGGCGUAUGGAGGAUUUUAGGAUUUUGAUUAAUAUUGCUAUGGGAGGUACGGUUAACCAGGGCAAGUUGCCUGCUGAGGGGUAUUAUGAUUUUGUGAUUAGUGAUCUUAAGAUGUGUGAGGAGCCCGUAGGCGGGUGGCAUGCGUUUGAGAGGGAUUGGGGGUGUACGCCUGAGGGGAAGGCGUUGUGA
Bipolaris zeicola 26-R-13 is the source of this 1224-nucleotide messenger RNA. RefSeq names its product glycoside hydrolase family 16 protein. Lineage: Eukaryota; Fungi; Ascomycota; Dothideomycetes; Pleosporales; Pleosporaceae. The record is from RefSeq and is a predicted model, not a curated record. The transcript has a single exon. The coding region runs from base 1 to 1224 and encodes 407 amino acids. Gene Ontology annotation, molecular function: hydrolase activity, hydrolyzing O-glycosyl compounds. Gene Ontology annotation, biological process: carbohydrate metabolic process.